UGCUUUCGUCAUCAGAGGGGUCCUUCCGCCGCUCGGUGAGCACGUGUUCUUCAGGAGCGGCAGCGGCAGCAGAUCUCCGGUAACGGCGCCGCGAUGAUGGGCGGCAAACCGAGCGCGAUCGCCGCGGGCGUCUGCGGCGCGAUCUUCAUCGGGUACUGUAUCUAUUUCGACAGAAAACGACGCAGCGAUCCGAGCUUCAAAACCAGACUGCGUGAACGGAGGAAGAAGCAGAGAGCUGCUCAAAAUAAAUCUGGACUUGCUCAACUGCCAGAUCUUAAAGAUGCGGCAGCCGUGCAGAAGUUUUUCCUGGAUGAGAUUCAGCAGGGCGAGGAGCUGCUGGCUCAGGGAGACUAUGAGAAGGGUGUUGAUCACCUGACCAAUGCCAUCGCUGUCUGCGGCCAACCACAGCAGCUCCUGCAGGUGCUUCAGCAGACUCUGCCUCCACCCGUCUUCCAGAUGCUGCUCACCAAACUACCCACGAUCAGUCAGCGCAUAGUGAGUUCUCCGGGUCUGGAGGAAGAUGACGUGGAGUGAAACCUGCUGAUCUUCAGGUCUCUGGUCUUUUAUUGAUCGCGUUCACUCCUGUGUUUGCUUGCACAGUCGUCCCGAUCACUGCACUCUCUGUCUGUUCAUAGUUUGCGGUUUCAUAGUUCAUAUAAAGAAAGAGGUGUUAAUUUGAUUCCAAACAUGAUUUUUCUUGUAGCAAUCACAGAUCUUUGAAUACAAAUGAAAACAUCAAAUUACAAGUGUAAUAUUUUACUGAUAAAGCGAGUUAUAAAGGUCAUCGGUUCAUAUGUUACAGACACAAACACAAGGCAGUUUCUUUAAAGUGUCAUUUUUGGAUAUUUUCCUCACACUUAGUGGUUAAUCAUAUGUUAGAUCUAUCUGCAGUGUAAUCAGAUGUUUUCGUUUAUGAAUCGUUUUGAGUAUGAAAGUGUUUUGGGCACAUUUGUAAUUUUUAUGCACUGAACUUUAAACGAUAAUUUCCUUUUUUGUAUUCAUUAAAUACUU
Sinocyclocheilus anshuiensis is the source of this 1011-nucleotide messenger RNA. RefSeq names its product mitochondrial import receptor subunit TOM20 homolog. The transcript has 5 exons. Gene Ontology annotation, molecular function: transmembrane protein transporter activity. Gene Ontology annotation, biological process: protein import into mitochondrial matrix; protein targeting; tRNA import into mitochondrion. The coding region runs from base 94 to 534 and encodes 146 amino acids. NCBI's taxonomy places the organism in Eukaryota, Metazoa, Chordata, Actinopteri, Cypriniformes, Cyprinidae. Gene Ontology annotation, cellular component: mitochondrial outer membrane translocase complex. The record is from RefSeq and is a predicted model, not a curated record.